Molecule: messenger RNA, 7585 nt
Organism: Alosa sapidissima (American shad)
Lineage: Eukaryota; Metazoa; Chordata; Actinopteri; Clupeiformes; Clupeidae
Product: potassium voltage-gated channel subfamily KQT member 4
Exons: 14
Coding region: 1533-3593 (686 amino acids)
Biological process (GO): potassium ion transport; transmembrane transport
Cellular component (GO): membrane
Molecular function (GO): voltage-gated potassium channel activity
Source: RefSeq, a predicted model, not a curated record
AUCUAGAUCCAUGCUAGCGUCAUUAACACCUUAGCUAUACUGAGCCACAGAGCUAUACUGUGGUCUUUUGAUAGCAGCUGCCCACUGUACGUUUCAUAUGCCUUCCUUCCGAUGACUCAGGCAGUGGUAAUCCGUGUUUGGUAUUUCACAACCCUGCUUUGGUGCCAUGAUCUGGCCCGCACACACAUCUAUAUCGGGUGAUUUCGGCCAGAGCAUAAACAAUGUAGGCUAGACUUAUCAUUGGUCGUGGCAAUAUGUAGGCCUACUGUUGUUAUCUAUUUUGGGGACAUUAAAAAUGUGUUAUGUUUGGAAAAAUUCAAAGCAACCAUUGAAAACCGUUAUAGCGUCGAAAUCAACAUGGAACAUAAUGCGUCAGUAGGCUACUAUAAAUUAACUUACAUCGAAUAAAUAAUAAACAAACGCACGCUGACGAACAACUAACUUCGAGAUCCAGUUAGGGUCCGUUUGGUAUCCCUCCCUCUCUCGUUGCCUCUUGCGCGCUCCCUCUCCGCUGCUUGCACUCAGAAGCUACUUUGCUCAGCGGUCCUUGUCGAUGCGCCCGUGAGACGCGAAUCAUUCGUGCAGAGAGCUUAUCCGUUCCUUCUUAUCUGCGUUCACUUGGGGGUGACUGUUCAUACAAGUAAGCCACACAGAAGGGACCGUGUGCCAAGAUGAUCGAAUUAGGGGUCUGCCAAUGAUUCUUUAUUUUUCAAGGACCUCACCGCUCCUCCCCGAAAGAUCCUGAUCAGCGAAGCGCAUUGGAAGGGAGCAAGGGAAGAGGACCAAGAGGGCAUGUCUUUCGCAAACAUCUGUCUUGACAUGAAAUUAUAUGAAAAGGGUAAUAAUGGAUAACGUUUCUGUGGCGUCUCUAAAACAGCUCAGCAACUUGAUGUAGUUUUCAGAAAAGUUUAGAUUUCGCACUGGUAACAUAGCUGCGUUGAUUGCCUCAUAAAGAUUAAGCGUUCCGAAAAUGUUCUUAUCAGAAGUUAGUGUCCCCAUCUAAGCGUGAUUAUUAAGGUUGUAAAACAAUAUUGUGAGCUGUUUUGGUGAUACUUCAGUGGCACAUGUGGUGGACUUGUCGUUGAGAUGAACUAAAAUUAACUAAAAUCAGUAACAUUGGCACUCAUUCUCUCAAAGGGUCAGAACUUAAAAGAUUGCCACCGAGCCUCAGAUAACUUUGAAACGGGGACUGUAGUUUUCCUUCAACCAUGUUUGUCGCUGGUCGACUUUUCUCUUGUGGCACAGAUCAGGAUUUGUUUGUUUAUUUAAACGGCGGGGAUUUGGUGUUGAGAUAGGUGACCCAUAGACGAACUGAUCUGUGUUGUGCUGCCAAAACCUCAACGCUUGAAGCUGUGGUUGCACUGCAGUAUAGUCUACGACACUCAUUAGUUUCCCAUUUGCUAACAUAGGUAACUCGGUUCCGAAGUCCGUCAACAAUGACUUUGAUUGCAUUUCAGUUUCAUUGGCUGAUUAUUAAAUAGUGCAUAGGGCAUUUUAUAGACGGAUCAUUGUAUUUCAUUCAGUUUACUUUUAUGAUUCUGAUCAUGUUGGGAAGCCCUUCCAAUAACGGUGGCAUUAGGAUGCUGGCUCCCCCGGCUCCAACUGACGAUAGGCGGGUUGAAUUUGUCGCUCUCACGGCGGUUCAUACCGAGAGAAGUGAACCGUCUACACCGGAACGGGGACACCCCUCUCAUCGCACGGGGCUAUUGGGGACCCCAUUGCCCGGGCCUCCAGGGCCACGAGCGAACACUGCAGCAUCCAAUAAGCGCUACAGAAAGUUUCAAAAUUUCAUGUAUAACGUGUUGGAACGACCUCGAGGAUGGGCCUUCAUCUACCACGCAUUCAUUUUCCUGCUGGUCUUCAGCUGUCUGGUGCUGUCUGUGUUCUCCACCAUCCCUGACCAUCAGAAAUUUGCCAACGAGGGCCUCUUCAUCCUGGAGUUUGUGAUGAUCGUGGUGUUUGGGCUGGAGUACUUCGUCAGGGUGUGGGCGGCGGGAUGCUGCUGUCGCUAUCGAGGGUGGCAGGGCAGGCUAAGGUUUGCCAGGAAGCCCUUCUGUGUCAUAGACUUCAUCGUGUUUGUGGCGUCGGUGGCGGUGAUUGCGGCGGGCACGCAGGGCAACAUCUUCGCCACGUCGGCGCUGAGGAGCAUGCGCUUCCUGCAGAUCCUCCGCAUGGUGCGCAUGGACCGCCGGGGAGGCACCUGGAAACUACUGGGCUCUGUCGUCUACGCACACAGCAAGGAGCUGAUCACUGCCUGGUACAUCGGUUUCCUGGUGCUGAUCUUUGCCUCCUUCCUGGUCUACUUGGCAGAGAAGGACAUCAACAGUGAUUUCUCCACCUAUGCAGACUCCCUCUGGUGGGGAACGAUCACACUCACCACCAUCGGGUACGGUGAUAAGACCCCUCGCACAUGGCAGGGACGCCUGCUCGCCGCUGGUUUCGCUCUCCUCGGAGUGUCCUUCUUCGCUCUGCCUGCUGGGAUCCUGGGGUCAGGGUUUGCCCUGAAGGUGCAGGAACAGCACAGACAGAAGCACUUUGAGAAGAGACGCACACCUGCAGCUAACCUCAUACAGGCUGCAUGGCGUCUCUACUCCACAGAUGCCCAGCGUUCUUACCUCACAGCCACCUGGUACUUCUAUGACAGCAUGCUGCCCUCAUUCAGGGAGCUGACGCUCCUGUUCAGUCACCUUCAGAGGCAGCAGCGUAGCACCAAGAAGGUUCUGCCCGCCUCGUACAACACACUGCUGUCCGGCCUCCGGCCCUACAGCUCCCCCUAUCUGUCGGGGGACAGUAGUAAGAUGGGGUUCCGCGACCGGAUACGGAUGAACAAUUCCCGUUCGUCCCAGGCCAUCAGAAACAAGGCCUCACCUUUGCCCCCUGGAAAUGACCAGCGUUCGCCGUGUCAAGACAACGUCGCCGAGGCAACCAGUCCGGGAAAGGUGCAGAAGAGCUGGAGCUUCAAUGACCGCACCCGCUUCCGCACAUCCCUACGGCUGAAGCCAAGACCUCCCGUCGAUGUGGAGGGAACAGGAGAGGAGAGCACUGAGGAUAAGCCCUACUGUGAUGUCACCAUGGACGAGGUGAUCCCUGCUGUGAAGACUCUGAUUCGUGCUGUUCGGAUCCUGAAAUUCUUGGUGGCCAAGAGGAAGUUUAAGGAGACUCUACGACCGUAUGAUGUGAAGGAUGUGAUUGAGCAGUACUCAGCCGGACACCUGGACAUGCUGGGCAGAAUCAAAAGCUUACAGACCAGGGUGGAUCAAAUCAUUGGCCGUGGGGGUGUCCAGACAGAUAAGAAGGUCCGCAUUGAAAAGGGGGAGAAGACACCACCAGAACUGGAUCAAAUGGAUGAGCUGAGCAUGAUGGGACGUGUAGUUAAAGUGGAGAAACAGGUUCAGUCCAUUGAGAACAAGCUGGACCUGCUGCUGAACUUCUACUCACAGUGCCUGAAGAAGGGCUCGUCCCACUUCACCCUGUCUUCCCUGCUGGAGCCAGACCUCACCUCAGACUACCACAGCCCCACCGACCAGCGCGAGCUCUUCCCCUCUGCCAACACGCUCAACAUCGCCCACUCCGACAGCGGGAACUUGGACUAGAGUGGAGCGGAGAGCCGUGGAGAUACUGACCCGCACCACUGCAAGUAGACGGAUUCCCACGCAGACUGCAAGCUUCAAAAGGAAAACAUGGAACCAAGCAAAAUGAGAAUGCUCACCUCUACACCAUAUCUACACACUCUGAGUCAACGGCAGCCUUCAGAAUCCCUUGUCUACCUCCAGAUCUGAAGCCUUCCAUCUCUAUCUAUCUUGUUCCAGCUCUAUCUAUCUAUUUCCACCUCUCUCUACUUCCACCACUAUCUAUCUACUUCACUCCAUCCUCUAUACGUCUACUCUUUAGACUUUCCUCUACUCAUUUUUAUUGCGUACUUUCCGUUUCCUUAUAUAGAAAAAUUGCCAAUUCCCCUUUAAAUCAUAACUCAUUCUCUCUCUCUUUCUCUCUCUACCUCUCUGUCUCUCCCUUUCUCUCUGACAUAGUCCUCUCUUCAGUGGCCUCCACUGUGGAUGAGAGCUGAACCCUUUAAAAAACAUUUCAGACUGUCUCCACUAGAGGGCAGUGGCAGAGCAGUGGCAUGCCAAAAGAAAACUGCUCUCCGAAAGGCUAAACAAGGACCUACGCACUCUACUUCCCUCUCUCUCAGGAGACACUCAGUCACUCACUCACCCCCACCCCCUUCCCUCACCGGUCUAUUUUUAAACUACAACCAACUGUGGGUAUAUCGACUUCUUUUGACAUCCUUUUUUAAUAUAAAUAAGAUUACUUUAUACAAGAUUUGAAGAUUAUAUCAUUUCUUGCUGAUGUUGAUUUUGAAUCAGUAGACCUCAAGAUCAAUCAAGGGAUUUUUUUUUUUUUUUUGUGCUUGAUUUGUUUGUUUGUUUGUUGUUUUGUUUCGUUUAUUUAGGAAGAGGUCUGAAAAUAUAUAUAUUUUCUUUUUUUGGGACAAGGCCUACUCACUCUUUUUUGUGUGGCAUCUGUUUGUUCCGUGUUUUGGGGGGGUUGGGGGUUUGUUUUCACCUGGAGCUGAUGCGAGUUGUUUUAGACUUUGCAUGGGUGGAAGUCUGAGCCUCAGCUGAAUGUAGCCCUCCCUCCCGGCCCCCCUCUCUCAUCUCUCUACUGCUGAUGGUGUCUCUGUACUGGGCAUUACUGUGGACUGGAAAAGACAUGAUGAUAAUGAUCAUAAUGGUGAUAAUGAUGAUGAUAAUAAUAAUAAUAAUAAUGUUAAUAAUAAAGGACCUUGCUGCCUGGUGUCACAUGCACAUACUGGGAGCACCGAGAGACACAUGGACAGUCAUUCCACCAACGCGUCAUCUCUCCCUUCACCCUCUCGACCUUCUGCAUGGUUCUACUGUAUAUCCCUACGCCCUGAAAGAAAGAAAGUGGAAGUGGGUUUUAGUCAGGACACUCAGGUUUAUUUAUAGACAGAUGUGGUAUCACACGUUGUAUAUGUGUGUGUGUGUGGGUGUGUCUGUGAGUGUGAGAGUUUGGCUGUGUGAUGGUGUGACCUUGAAGACAGGGCAGCCAGGCAUCACUGAUUUGGGUUUCUUUCCCGACUUACCAACCUAAACCAGUCAAUUCUCAAGAAAGCCCACUUUGCAAAAACAAGAUAUGUCAGUAUUCCUAUAUCACCAUUUCUAUAAUGGAGUUGAAUUGCAUGUUUCUUACAGACAGAAUCAAGAAUCCAUUGUCAUGUGUGACCACAUACAGCCUGUAAAGCUAGAAGUAUACAUAGAAGCCUCUCAGGCACCCAUACUGGACCUCACCUUGUACCGCCUUGCCGCCUCUCCAUUCAACUCUGCAUGUUUCCUCAAGCCAAACCGAAAUGGCCAAUCAGUACAUAAUCAUGGACACUCAACAAGGGGUUUACACUGGGGUGACUGAAAUGAGAUGGUUUUGGUGCAACAUGUCCCUAGAUAGUCACUGAGACAGUGAAAUUAUCCUGUACAUUCUUAAUGACAUUAUUUAUUCCCCUUUCCUUAAUUAUCCCCUUAGUUUAAUUAUCUUCUUCACCACUUUUCUGAAAUCCUAUAAGUUGUGAAAUGUUUGUUUGUCCUUCUCAGAAGGAUAUUUUCCUCAAGGGCAACUACAUUCUUGGCCACCCAUUAAAACUGACUUGAAUAACAGGAAAUGAAGGAUGUGUCAGGGUUGCAUUGCUGUUCAGUGCAUGAAUGCUUCUUAUAAUGUCUAAGAAUGCAUCUGUGGAAAAGUACCUGGCUGUAGACCCAUCAACACCACUCGGCUCAGACGGGCAAACUGGUGAAGUCUUUGGAAUACCUCCAAGUUCACUUCGCUUAACUAAUUUGCUAAAUGAUCCUAAAUGAAUGUAUUUUUCACUUGGAUGAGGUGGUUUGGAUCUCACAAGGCACAGCCGAGAUCCUGUAGCCAAACAUCCUGUUGAGUUUUGAGGAAGAAAGACCCCUUUAAAGAGGCCUCAGAGGUGCCUGUGUCACAUCUUGGUCUAUCAAAGUAUCUUAUUCAUUGUCAUGACUGCUUUUAUUUAACCUGUUCAUUAUCACAAUUGUAGACUCAAAGUUAAUGAAUGUACGUAUAAUAUAUAAAAAAACAUUUAUUAUACUAUAUACCCUGUUGUUUCAGUUCCCCUGGUAUUCAACCAUUUGUUUGUAGUCUGACAGAGGCAUGAAAACAUGUGUGCUAUGCAAUCAUUUUACACAUAUGCUCUGCCUCCACAUCAUGCUGCUUGUAUUCCAGAACAGUACCUCAAGAUUUACCAGCAUUUCCUGGUCUAGUUUGAUCAGUCUCUUUACCAAAUUGAUCCAGUCAUGACAAUGAAAGCCCUUUUUUUUUGUUUUUCAAAGUACACAGAUAUUUCCUCCCAACAGUUUCACCAGAUUAAUUUAGAAGAUUUUGGUGUGUGAACAGUUUUCUCAUGUGCCUAAGUGGUUUCCAAGACAGCACCAGGUAGUUUCUGGAAAAGGACUCUGACAAUGUAGUUAAUGUAGACGUCCUCUCCACAGACCAUCUCAACCUGUUUUAUUGCAGUCCAGGCCAUACAUCCCUUAAGAGUGGGUCCAUAGUGGUUGUGUAAAUUGUUUUUUCAUUGACACAUGCUGAACAGGUACUUUUGGCAAGCAAGCUUGCCUUAGAUUCUCACUGGAGAGUCAAUCACAACCUCCAUCACAUGGGUGCUUCCAAGGGUCGCAUACUGAAUGAAUCUGUGCCUUUCGGAUAUAUCUAUUUCUUUUUGAUUACUUAGCACAAUUAUGAUAAAGCUGAAGCAUGUAGGACAAGAGUCACAACGAUUCCUGUGAGACUAAAAAAAAGUAUUCAUCUUAAAGCUCAACAGUGCUUUCCAGACAGUAAUGGCCACACUAGCCACACUGUUAUUUUUACUCUUCACUUUGACCUCUUACCCAGUCAAAAUUGCCCUUUAAAAUGCUUCAAAUAUAGAACCUCCCCAUACGUCUGUCCUGCUGCCAUGCAUACUAGAGUAGAUCUUAUUAAUGUGCUGGGGAGGACACGAGGGCAUGGCUGUAGCUGCAUUGGUUACCAUGUCUAGGCAUGUGAUGGGCCAUGUUGAGCAUGCUGCAUAAUUGCCUUGUUUUGCGCACAACUUCUUUUCUAUGAGACAAGCAAGCCAAAAGUUGGGCAUAUUAGAAUAGAGACAAACCACACUGGACGAGACACUGUUUUUGAUACUUGAAUGCAGUGUGCAUGGUCCUUUGCAUGCCCCCCCCCCCCCCCCCCAUCCCUUUAAAAAUCCAUCCUCUGUUUUCACGGACAUUACUCUCACCCAGUCCUCUGAUGACAUUCCAACCUAAUUCCCUUUCUCUGAAGUACUUAUGCAGUGUAUGGACAUUGUACAAUUGUAAAGCAAUAAAAUGCACACUAAAUGAAGAAGUCUUUCAUGAUGCUCUUUCAUAAAUUGUUAAAAUGAAUGCUGACCAUAGCUUUUCAGAGUUUUCCUGAUGAGGAUGUUCAGUUCAAGACUAGCUGUUUCCUUCUACAUUGAGAGCAAAAGCCACUCACAUUACUAACUUACUUUAUUUGUUUCAAUAAAGUUUUUUUCUCAAAUGGA